AUGGCUCGUCCCAGGAAGUCCACUGCUGCUGCUGAGCAGCACCACCUGCCCAACUCUUCGCAAGACGGGCCGCGGGGCACCCGUCGCAAGAGACGCACCAGCACCGACUCCGUCGUCGACGACGAUCGCUCCCGUCGCGAGUCCACCCAGCAGUCCGACCUUCCCAGCAUCCGCGAGGAGUCUAACGCUGGCUCCGACCCGGAGCAGCAGCGCCCUCGCAAGAAGCGCGUCAAGCGCGUCUCCAUCAGCGACCAAGACCAGCUCGCUCAGGAGCUUCAGGAGGCCGUCGACCACGAGCCUCGCAGUCCGCCUGCCGAGGUAGAUGCUGUCGCCGCUGCUCCCCCGCCGCAGUCGCAGCCUCAGCCACAGCAACCCCAUCGUCGCGUUCGUUUCUCUGACCCCGGCCCGCCCAUCCCCUCCGCAACGCCUACGCACAGGUCAACCUUCGGCGGCCCUAUCACCCCUAACGUCCGCUCCUCUUCGAAGCCCAAUCGUCGCGUCUCACUCCCUGCUACGUUUGGCACCGCUUCCCCCGAUGGCGGUCUUGUACAAUUUACCCCGCUCCGUGCUGUUCUGGAGGACCGCAAGCGGAGAAGGCUUCGUCGCUGGGGUCUCAGCGAGGAGAUGAACAACAUUGAUGAGCACAAGCGCGAGGAUGCCCGUGCCCGGCGUGAACUCCAGCGUCUUCGUGAGGAGCUGCAAGCCAAAGACAAGCGGCUGAACGACCUUCUCUACGAGAUUGAGGUCCAGCGGCAAUUUGCCAUCGAAGUGCAGGACGCGGACAGGGAAAAGGAAAAUGAGAAGGUCAGGGCUCUCGAAACCCAGCUGGACAACCUGAGAAACGAGAUAUCGGAGCAAAGGGAGCGCCACGAGCGCGAACUCGCGACCAUCGAGGAGGAGCCCAAUGAAGAUAUGGAUAUGGAUACGGGCAUGGGCAUGGGCGGUCCGGCCUCGGACGACGAGGAAAACGAGGAAAACGAGGGCUUCAUGUUGAUCGAGCCCGAGGACAUCAAUCUGCCGAAGGAGCUCUCUCAGCUCCCCGACGCUGACGAGCAUGACGACGAUGCCGUUGCCGAAGGUACUCAGACCGAUGAUGUUCCGGACCCAAAUCACGAAAUCCAGAUUCAGCAGUUCGAAAAUGCCAUUGCCGAGCUUAGCAAGGAGGCUUCUGAAGCCAAGGCUGCUCUGCAGAUUUUGUCCAUUGAACUCCAGACGCUCGGCUUCACCGAGCCGGAGGCCAACGCAUACGACGUUCUUACUUCGCUCCGCUCUGCCUUCCAGCACGUGCGCAAUGAAGUCGAGGCCAUUUGCCCCGGUGACCCGGCUACUCAGCUUGAGAACGGCGGUAUGAUCUACUCACUGACCGAAAAGCUGAGGAGUCUGAGAGACGAAGUCAACGCGAAGGUGGGGGAGGCCCGCCAGCAUUCGGAGAUGAACAACCUGCUCAACAACCAGAACAAGGGUCUUGUCGACAAGAUGGCGGAGUUCGAGGACAGGAGGCAGACUUUGGAAGGACAAUGGCACGAGCUUGAUGUGGUCAACGAGAGAAAGACGAGGGACAUGAUUGAGCUCGAGGAGGAAUUGGAAGCCUACAAGGCAGCCGUUGAAGAGCGUGACGCCGAGAUUGUUGACCAGGACAACAAGAUGGAUGAGAUGGAGAUUGAGUUGACGGAACAAGAACAGGCGGCCGAGCGCCUGAAGGAGCAAAUCAACAGCUCCCGCGAGGAGGUGGCCUCGUUGCAAGAACUCAUCGGCCGGGUUGAGGAGGAUUCCAGGGACGCCCUCGAGAAGCUGAAGGAAGAACAUGCAGCUAUCGUCACCGAGCUCGAGCAGAAGUUGUCAACCGAGCAGCUCAAUCGCGAGCAGGCUGAGCAGGAAAUCGACGAGAAGACUUCCUUCAUCACUCAACUUGAAGCCAAGGUCGAGGCUGCUGAGUCGGAUCUAGAGCAACUCCGUGAGAACCUAAUCGAACUCCAAGGGCUCAAGGAGGGCGAGAAGGCUCAACGCGAGGCUGCCGAAGAGGAGCUCGACGACAAGAACGCCACGAUCUCCGAAUUGGAACAGAAGGUCGAAGACGCCGAGAAUGAUGUGGAAGAGCUUCGCGGUGAGCUGGAAAAUGUUCGAAACCUUGCAGAUACCGAGCAAGAGCAACUUGAAGCUGCCAUCGCCGAAGUCGAAGAAAAAGACGACAAGAUCGCUGAGCUCGAGCAAAAUAUCCACGACGCUGGUCACCAUGCGAAUGAGCUCCGCCAGAAGCUGUUCGAACUCCAAGUGCAAAAGCAGGCUGUCAUUGACGAGCUGCAAGACACGGCCGCCAAGCGUGAGGAACAGUACAACCAGGAUAUCGCGACCGAGAUCGCUCGCAGGGAGGCAGCUGAGCAGGUCUUCGCAGACCGCAAUGCCGAGAUCGCAGAGCUUCAGGCCAGACUUCACGACACCGAGGAAAACAUUGAGGUCAUGACCGUCGAGAAGGACGACCUGAUCUCCGAGUUGGAGAAGAGGGUCGACAAGCUUGAAGAGGACCUCAUCCAACUCCGUCUGGAGUACAACGACCUUGCCGAGCGGAAGGCGGAGGAGAUCCAGACUCUGCACGAUGACAUUGCCAUCCUCAAUACCGACAUCAACCAGAAGGCUGAGCUCAUUGAACAGCUUCGUACGGAGGCUGCCCAAAAUGAGGAGGCUCACAAGCGUGAGGUCGAACAGAAAGAGGCUCGCAUUGCCGAACUCACCGGAGAGGUGGAUUGCGCCCGUACGGAUAUCGAAAAUCUGGAGACGCAACGCACUAGCCUCGAACAUCGCGUCGAGGAUGCUGCCGUCCAGAUGCUCGACCUGCAGAGUACGCACGCGAACGAAAUCGACUCUUUGCGCCACAAGAUCGAAAACAACGAGGCCGAGAUCGACCGGCUCCGGCGCGCACUCGAGUUGCGUGAGGACAAAUACACUUCGGAUAUCAACAAGAAGAACGAGCAGCUCGAGUCGCUCCAGCUUCUUGCCGACAAUCGCCUCACGUCGAUCACUGCUCUUGAGAACCAAGUUGAGGAUCUCAAGAGGAAGUUCCGUGAGCAGACUCUGUCCAGCCGCAAGACGAUGGCGACUCUUGCCCAAAGCUUCCUGCACGCUGCCGAGGAUGCUCAGGACCUCAGUGACAGGCAUGCUGAGAAUGCCGAAGCUGUCAUGCGCGAUGUGGAGGGUAUGAGGCCGGUGGGCCUUGACGAUCGAGUGAACGAGCUGAAGCAAGGCGGCCCCGCUCGUAGGGGUAGGCGUCAGUUCGACUCCGGUAUUGGUGUCGCAGAUGACGACGAGGACAUGUUGGAGGAGGAGACCCUGUGA
Messenger RNA from Diplodia corticola, 3330 nucleotides. Its product is annotated as orf 73. The transcript has a single exon. The coding region runs from base 1 to 3330 and encodes 1109 amino acids. The record is from RefSeq and is a predicted model, not a curated record. NCBI's taxonomy places the organism in Eukaryota, Fungi, Ascomycota, Dothideomycetes, Botryosphaeriales, Botryosphaeriaceae.